UUCCUUUUUAUGUAUCCAUUAAACACAGCAUGGGCGAGAGCUACUGUUUAUCGUGAAUUGAAGCGGGUCCCUUAUAGCAAGUCACGUGGUUAAAGGACCAAUGAGCAUUUAAUCGUGAAAAUGGCGACCGCUAUGUAUUUGGAGCAUUAUUUGGACAGUCUAGAGUCCUUGCCAACAGAGUUACAGAGAAACUUUACACUAAUGAGGGACUUGGAUCAGAGAGCACAGGAUCUAAUGAAGGAGAUCGACAAAAUGGCAGAGGAAUACCUUGAAAAUGUACGACAGAUGUCACCUGAGAAACGAACACAACAUUUGGCAGAGAUCCAGAAGAGAUUUGGAAAAAGCAGAGAGUUUGGAGACGAUAAAGUUCAGCUAGCGAUGCAGACAUAUGAAAUGGUUGAUAAACAUAUUCGAAAAUUGGAUGCUGACUUAGCAAGGUUUGAGGCAGACUUGAAGGAGAAAUCUGUGUCUACAGCAAAUCAGAAGUUGAAGGGAGUUGAAGGACCAGAUACUGGAAAGAAAAAUAAAGACAAAGAUAAAAAACGGAAGAAGAAAGACGAGUUUGAGGAUGAAAUCCCAAAGAGGAAAAAACUGAAAAAGUCCCAGACACAACUCGAGUCUCCGCCUUUGAUCAUUCCCCAGUUACCUUUAUCCAUAACCCAUCCGUCCGAUGUCCUUGACAUGCCAGUUGAUCCGAACGAACCCACUUACUGUCUCUGCCACCAAGUGUCCUACGGGGAGAUGAUAGGCUGUGACAAUCCAGAUUGCCCCAUUGAGUGGUUUCACUUUGCCUGUGUCGGUCUCAAUAUGAAGCCUAAAGGAAAAUGGUUUUGUCCCAGAUGCACAGAAGAAAGGAAAAAGAAAUGAACAAAGCAUUUCUUUUAAGAAGAGACAAUUAUUUCUGAUUUCUUUGCAUGAUUGAAGGAGAGUGCUCAUGCGGAUGUGGAACAAGGGCAGACAACUCUGUGGAAUGUGAUAUUUCUUGUUGUUAAGUGUGCUGAGAGUUAUGAAGUCUGAAGUCGUAGAUUAGAUGCCCUGUCAGUUUGAAAAAUACAUGAUACGAUAACACUUUCAGUAUAAUUUGAGAAUUUUAAUUUGCAUGUGUUUGAAAUGUCAUGGAUAUGUUCAGACUCUGUGUUUGAUAAUGAUCUAAUCAGGACAGUUCAUUUUUAUCGUGUCAUUUUUAUCCUGUUUGUUCUGAAACAUAAAUCCUGCUACAGUUUCAGACAUGCCUUUUUGCUGUACAGUUAUUGGGAUCGGUUAAUACAGACAUCUACAGGAAUGCUGUAGUUGUGGUGCCUAAUACAUUUGAAAUACAUUAGCAUGUAUAGUGCACUACAUACAUGCAAAUUGUAUAGAUUGACAUUUUUGUGAGGAAAGGAAUAGUAUUCUGUGACUUAGAUCAGUUCUAGUGGAACUGGUUAAUAGGCUCUUUGUUUUGGCUUGUUUUAUGAGUGAUUCAGUAGAUGUGGGAGAAACACUGAAAUGUUCAGAACUUCCCAAGUUCUAUUUCUCUAAGCUUCUGUCAUAGUGUACAGGUUAUGUACACUAUUAGGAUUAGGAUAAGGCUACAUAAGAAAAGUUUUGGUAAAUGUAUUUCAAAAGUUUUGUGAAAGUUAGCUCAGAUGUUUCUUUAAUGAUGAAGCUGAUAAUGCCAAAGAUGUUUUUUUGUGUGUGUUCAGUCCUUGUUUAUCCAUUCCAUCCUUCCAGUGAAAUAUACUUACCUGCAUGUGUGUUGUGUGUGUCUUAAGGACUUUGAGUUUGAUAUUGAAGUGGACAUGGACUUGUACAUGAAACUGACAAUAAUACUUCUUCAGACUGCACAAUUUAUGGACAUGUCAGAUGGAUGAAGGAGUACACUUAAAGCUCUCUCAGGCCGACUUGAUUCAGCCUUUGUCGAAGUUACGC
Messenger RNA from Liolophura sinensis, 1908 nucleotides. RefSeq names its product inhibitor of growth protein 4-like. Gene Ontology annotation, cellular component: nucleus. The record is from RefSeq and is a predicted model, not a curated record. The coding region runs from base 121 to 867 and encodes 248 amino acids. Gene Ontology annotation, biological process: regulation of DNA-templated transcription. Lineage: Eukaryota; Metazoa; Mollusca; Polyplacophora; Chitonida; Chitonidae. The transcript has 6 exons.